AUGACUUUUCUCGUCUUUGCAGAAGGACUUCGCUAUUCAUUACUUGACAACAGAUUCAGCUUUUUUGAAACGUCUCAAAGAUUUACCAUAAACUACAACAUAAUGUCUUCGCACAGAUUUGUGGGUUUGGUGGCCCUUAUCUUAGCGCUGGUAAUGGUGUUUGGUAUGUGUGACGCCGGCUAUCGUAAGCCCCCAUUCAAUGGCAGUGCAGAGGAAAUGAUGGGCAUUUGCGAAGCGGUUGUCAAUCUGAUCCCACUCUGCAAUCCCUGGAUCUCGAAGAUAAACGAAGCGAACAAUUAAUUCAAUAUUUAUUAUAAUUAUUAAAACUUAUGUUAAUUUUUUCUGAAAAUAUUAUAUAAAUUUUAAGUUUACUAUUAUAUAUCAUAUUAUGGA
Messenger RNA from Medioppia subpectinata, 393 nucleotides. Lineage: Eukaryota; Metazoa; Arthropoda; Arachnida; Sarcoptiformes; Oppiidae. The record is from the annotation of a GenBank genome assembly.